Molecule: messenger RNA, 913 nt
Organism: Ostrinia nubilalis (European corn borer)
Lineage: Eukaryota; Metazoa; Arthropoda; Insecta; Lepidoptera; Crambidae
Exons: 1
Coding region: 18-791 (257 amino acids)
Source: RefSeq, a predicted model, not a curated record
GCGCGCGACCCGACACCAUGCUGGCGCCGGCGCUGGUCGUCCUCACGCUCACCACCGCGCGUGCCUUUAAGAUCACCAGCUUCCACGUACCUCCAUACGUGCCUCCAGACCAAACCUCCGUCGACAUCGAGUGCCGCUACGACGCCAACUUCACAAUCCUCAACUGGUUCAAAGGCUCCACCGAGUUCUUCCGCUACAAACCCACGUCGACACCCAGCACGCGAUCUUUCCCCAUCCUCGGCGUCGGCACCAUCGAUCUGAUCUCCUGCGGGCCCACCGAGUGCCGGCUCCGACUCGGCCAGCUCACUGAGGAAGCUUCAGGCCUCUACAGAUGCGACCUGGAACUCGACAAACCGCCCUACAAGUUCGAAUCCAAGACUGGAUACAUGAAGGUGGUCAGCCGUCAGCACCGACAACCGGUCGUCGAGGGUCUCUCUGACGAGUACGGGGAAGAUGAAGAGAUUCAAGCCUACUGUCGCGCGGAAAACAACGCUCAAGUACGAUGGUACCUGAAUGGGAAGGAAGCUUUGGAACUGCGGGGAAACCGUACCUUGAAACUGGGCAGCAAGCAGAUAAAUUCCCUCAUCGCUCAACCAACAGUGACAGUGCAGUGUGCCGAAUAUAUUGACGGCAAGUUGAUAGGUUCAAAAGAUGCUCAAGCUAAGUGGAAAAAAACUCUCAAAACAUUGACCUACGAAGAUCAGGCUUGUUCUAUGGAAAAUAGCUCUAACGCCAUCAAUUCUAAAUUAUUAUGUUUAUUGUCUGCGUGUGUUUUAUGUUUACAUGGUUGAUUUUAUAAAUUAUUCUUUAAGUUAUUUUAAAAGAAGAUAGCUAUUUAAAAUUGCAUAAAAUAUAAAUUUUGAUUUAUAACCAAAGAUUGAAUAAAACGUUCCUAGUAGUGAAAGCAAAGGGA